UGUUGGGGAGCAGUCGUGUCCAGAAAAGGAGGAUUAGAUUCAGCACAGGUACACCAAACGGUACCUCGUUUAUUCAUAUAUCAGGGCUGUCUAUCAAAGGGGACACUCGCUUGUCCAUCACACGCACACAAUGUCGUCAGAAAACCUGGACUCGGACACUCAGGUGGACUACGAGGACGAAAAACAGGACUCCCAGGAAAAGAAUGCGAACCCGGUGAAGGCAGAGGAGGCCAAGCUGAAGUCCAAAUACCCCGGCCUGGGCCAGAAGCCCGGCGGCUCAGAUUUCCUGAUGAAGAGACUACACAGAGGGACAAAGUACUUCGACUCGGGCGACUACAACAUGGCCAAGGCCAACAUGAAGAAGCCUCCUGUCGCGGGGCCCGACAAGAACCUGGUGACUGGCGACCACAUUCCCACGCCGCAGGACCUGCCCCGGAGGAAGCCCUCCUUGGUGACCAGCAAGCUAGCCGGCUAGCCUCCAUCACCCCAGAAGCACCCUCACCCCCCCUGGGGCUCCCGGCAAACUUCCCUCACCCGUGUCCCCGAUAUGUCCACCCCCUCCCCUGUCCUCCCUUUUCAUCCCCAGGCACCACUGGCUUUAACAUGUCGGGCAGAGCUGUAUCAGUUCAAACUCCAUUUGCUUGUCUGUGGGUGGGCGGGAUGGAGGUUCAGGCGCCCUGUGAGGUUGCAGCCCUCUCUGCCUUCCCACUAUGCGCAGCUCUGCCCCCCCCCCUCCCCCCAGCGCACUCUGCUCUGCCGCCUCCCUUAUGUCUUGGUUUUUCGGUGUUCCAAGAUGCAUCACAGUAGGUGUGUCAGCGGGCGGGGGUUGGAUGGGGUGAGUUAAUGCACUUUGUAGACUGUAUAGUAUGCUUUGUUCUUUUUUUGCAUCCUAAAUGACACCAAAUUGAUGUGUGUGAGGGAGUUAGGAACCAUGGUCGCAGCGUGAUCUUUUUGUUCCCUAUCCGUGCCGGUGGCUGGCGUCAGCGGGUGGGGGGAGGCUGGGUCGGAAGAUGGAUGUGAAUAAUUGCUUGCGUACCAAAUCUGUGAGGGGCAGCUGCUUCUUUAGCGCUCACCGACACCUCGUCGGGAACUAAACGGAGGCUUUCUUUCAUCUCAGCCACUUUUCGUCGAACAAACCCCCCCCCCCGAGGUCAUCCGCUGCAGCUCAGCCCUCCUUCUCAUGUUUCAUGUUGCUUUAAUUCCUGACUCCCUUUGCUCCUCUCCUCUCUAAAUAUGCUGCAUGAUUGUAACAAAAAACUGAAAUUUAACAUGUUUUUUUUUUUUUUUUUAACGGGAGAGGGGCUUCUUAGUGAAAGGUCAAAUCAAAACAAACCCACAAAGCUCUGAAAACGCCGCAGUCCCUUCCUUCCUUCCUUUCCUUUUUGCUGUCCCGACAAUCCAUGUGCACACGCUCCUGUUAGCGGCUCAGGGCGAGAGCCAGCUCAGUAUAUCCUUGCAUUAUUUCGAAUGGCUGGGAACUUGCCAAUCUGAGUACAGUCUUAGUUUGGUUGCCGUUGAGUUGCAUCAAGACGUGUGUUUACUACGAGCCUAAAAGAUUUGUGGGGGUACUGAAGCACCCUACAUAGAGUAUAUGCUUUUGUAAAUAAUACAUAAACAAGCACGUAAUUCGUGAUAAGCUUGGCGCUUUGAAGAGCAGACAAGCUCACAUGCCUGAGAGGAAUGGUAGUGCUAAACCGACUCACUUGGGAUUACAUCCUGGGAUUUCUGGCUUGGAAACUCUAUGCUUUACCCACUGAGCCAAAUGUCACGCUGCAGCUCUCAGCCUUUAGAGAGCGUCGGCAGCCUCGUCUCUCCAGUGUGACUGUUAGCAUCUUGUCGUCUGGCUCACAUUGCGAUGUGACGAGGCAGACCGCAGCCCGAGCUGCUGCGGGUCACAUUGUGUUUGGAUACCAAUGGAAAAAUUAUGUGACCACCAUCCAGACGUUUUCCCGUCAUCUUUGAAUUUCACAAAUACAAGCACCCCUAAAAGUUAACCUUUCACACCCAAACAUACGUAGUUUGACUAGACUGCAGUAUCUGAUCACAAAUGUCCCGCUGAAAAGACAAAAAUAAACAGAUUCAUAGAAUCACAGCUGUGUCCUGCAGCGGCACAUGUGCUGUGAAAAUAGAUUUCAGACAUUUGGGAGAGACAUAAACAAUUAUUCGUAUUCAAGCUGCUUGUUGAAGCUGAACAAGGAUGCUAUUUGCUCAUUUUUUGUUUACUUUUCCUCAUAUUUCAGAAUAUAUAUUGCAGUCAGACAUAGUGGUUCCAUCCACAUCUUGGCCUCUUUAGCAAAACACUAACUUAAGUGCAGAAUACUUUGCUUCCUGUAAACAUUGGCUGCAGAAUAGAUCUGCUUCUGUGGCCAGCGCUCUGCAGAAUAAAGAGUUUUCCUCCUGAACUGACACACUAUAGACUGACCUUUGACCUCAGGGGCGUCCGAGAGUAAACAGCAGGCAACCUGGUAACAACAGGUGUCAGCUCCGCUCCCAAGAUCGUCAUCGCGGGCUUAAAGUGGGACACUGCAUGCCUUCAGGAUGUACUCACUCCAACUCUUGGCAAAGCAGAGAGAGAUUUUCUAACACAGGCUGAGGGGGCAAAGUGUGAGCGCGCGCUCUGCGCUCUCAUCUGCUAACGUGGUUCAACCUCUGAGAGAGGUGAAUCGACAAACGUGCAGACUUAUAAUGCGUGCCGCUCGCACAUUCAAGAAUCUGAACUGGAUGCCGGGCGGCGCUCACCGAGAAUCGGCCUCCGUGUAUGACACUGCUUCAGGGAACCUUCACAAAACGCACACUCCACCACGUAGGCUAGGUGACAGGGUGCAUGCACCAUCACAUCCUCAACCUCACUUCUUCUCAUUAAGACUUUAAAAAGUGUCAAAUCGGCAGUGGGCGAGAGAGAACCGACCUGUACGCGUGUGCUCGUUGUGGUGUUGUAUGAAUGCACUGCUUUUCUCUGUUCCAGCCAUCAUUGUAAAUAGACUUCGACAGGAAGGGAUUUUUUGUGUUGUUUCCCACCUGCUUUUCACUCUUUCAUAGCCUGAGCUAUUUUCUGAUUCAGUGGUUCCUCUCUCCUUUCAGUCGAACACUACUUCUGCUCUGUCUUAGUGAACUGCAGAGGCUAUGUGAAUCUGUAUCAUAUGAAAAUAAUGUGUAAAUGCUGCUGAUUCAGUCAAUGACAAAUCUAAGAGUUGAUACCCUGUAAAGAACACCCGUCCUCUCGAUUCUACCAGUCCGACUCUCCUCUCCAAGCGAAUCUCUGUCUCAGAGUCAUUUAGCUCCUGUGGCAAAAUCCAUUCAGUUGAGAAACCUCGUUGUAAAUUCGACCACUAAAUUUUAAAUUGUUGAAUUUGAUCGUACAGAGCCGGAAACACUUUGGUUUGACACAAACAGACCGUUUAGCAUCAUGUUGUGUUUGAAAGGCGACAGUUUAGUGCUGCAAAAAGUAAAGAUCGAUAAAAGAAAUGGGCGAAAGAGCGGAAAGUGGACAGGAGUUCUUGAAUGCUACUUGAUGUUUGGCUUUGCACAGAGCGGUUCGAUGAGAGGUUAAAAAAAGCAGGGUAUGUUUCAGACCCGACACACAGGGUGUCUCUCGUUCAGCUAUAUAAACACGUGCCAGAAUGUAUAAAGAAAUGACAGGCUGUGUGCUCUGAAGUACUUUUGUGCUGCUUUUACCUGAUCUCUUUUCUUGUUGUUUUGCAAGUAAAUGUUUCUUUUUGGUUUUUUUGUUUUUUUUUUCUUGUGUUCUCUUACUGCAUAGUUAGUAUUUUCCAUCCUGGCCCGAGAUAACUGCAGGGAAAUCAGAGGCACCCUUGCUUCCAAGAAAAAAAAAUCUAAGGGUUUACAUGAUAAAGAGGAUGACUGGAGAUCACAGGAAUGAUUUUAAGACUUCAGAAAGUACAGGAGUACUUGGAAUGUUUCAGUUGUAUGGGAGUAGGUAUGAGGAUUUUUGUCAGUAUUUGAAAUAAACUUUUACAUUAAUAAGAUUA
Molecule: messenger RNA, 3989 nt
Organism: Plectropomus leopardus (leopard coralgrouper)
Lineage: Eukaryota; Metazoa; Chordata; Actinopteri; Perciformes; Serranidae
Gene: ensab
Product: endosulfine alpha b
Cellular component (GO): cytoplasm
Molecular function (GO): protein phosphatase inhibitor activity
Source: RefSeq, a predicted model, not a curated record